AUGGUUCUUGCUGCUCGUGGUGGGCAAGCAGCCUCUCUGCUGCGCCAGCGCUGCCUCGCUGGGGCUCGCCCUGCGCUGCGCCCAUUCUCCUCCUCCUCUUCCUCUCUCCGCUCCGUGACCGCAUCCCCAACCGCGACUCUGCGCCUGCAGAAGCUCACGCCCGCCCGCUCCAACCAGCUGCGCUCCUUUUCGACGACACUGCACCGUCUAGCUGCUGAUGCCCAGACGGCGCCCCAGGCCGAGUCUUAUCUCGCCAGCGGCGUGGUCAAGCCCGGCAGCAACCUCGUCGAUGUGAAGAAGGUGCUGGUCAUCGGUAGUGGUGGUCUGAGUAUUGGUCAGGCCGGCGAGUUCGAUUAUUCUGGCUCCCAGGCCCUCAAGGCCCUCAAGGAGGCCGGCGUCCAGUCUGUCCUGAUCAACCCUAACAUCGCCACCAUCCAGACCGACCACAAGCUUGCCGACGAGGUCUACUACCUGCCCGUCACCCCGGAGUACGUCACUCAUGUCAUUGAGCGCGAGCGGCCCGAUGGCAUCCUGCUCACCUUCGGUGGCCAGACCGGCCUGAACCUGGGUGUGCAGAUGAAUCGUAUGGGUCUCUUCGAGCGCUACGGCGUCAAGGUGCUCGGCACGAGCAUCCAGACCCUGGAGACCAGUGAGGACCGUGACCUGUUCGCCAAGGCCCUGAACGAGAUCAACAUCCCCAUCGCCGAGUCGAUCGCUGUCGGAACCGUCGACGAGGCCUUGGAGGCGGCCGAGACCGUUGGCUACCCCAUCAUCGUCCGGUCUGCCUAUGCUCUGGGUGGUCUGGGCUCGGGCUUCGCUUCCAACCCCGAGGAGCUGCGCAACUUGUCCGCCCGGUCGCUCACUCUCUCUCCCCAGAUCCUGGUCGAGAAGUCCCUCAAGGGCUGGAAGGAGGUCGAGUAUGAGGUCGUCCGUGAUGCCGCCAACAACUGUAUCACUGUCUGCAACAUGGAGAACUUCGACCCUCUGGGUAUCCACACCGGUGACAGUAUCGUCGUGGCCCCGAGUCAGACUCUGUCGGACGAGGAAUACCACAUGCUCCGUACCGCUGCCAUCAAGAUCGUCCGUCACUUGGGCGUCGUUGGCGAGUGCAACGUCCAGUACGCUCUGCAGCCGGAUGGCCUCGACUACCGUGUCAUUGAGGUCAACGCCCGUCUCUCCCGCUCGUCUGCUCUGGCCUCCAAGGCGACUGGGUACCCGCUUGCCUACACCGCCGCCAAGAUCGGUCUGGGCCACACUCUGCCCGAGCUCCCCAAUGCCGUGACCAAGACUACCACGGCCAACUUCGAGCCCAGCUUGGAUUACAUUGUCACCAAGAUCCCCCGAUGGGAUCUGAGCAAGUUCCAGCACGUCAACCGUGACAUUGGUAGCGCCAUGAAGUCGGUUGGUGAGGUCAUGGCGAUUGGCCGUACCUUUGAGGAGUCCCUGCAGAAGGCUAUCCGCCAGGUCGACCCCAAGUACAUUGGUCUCCAGGGUGACCACUUCGAGAACCUCGACGAGGUUCUGCAGAACCCGACUGACCGCCGGUGGUUGGCCGUCGGCCAGGCCAUGCUCCACGAGAACUACUCCGUGGACAAGGUGCACGACCUGACCAAGAUCGACAAGUGGUUCCUGUACAAGAUCCAGAACAUCGUGGACUGCCACAACGAGCUCAAGGAGAUUGGAAGCCUCUUCGGUAUUAAGAAGGAGAUCAUGAUGAAGGCCAAGAAGCUUGGUUUCUCCGACAAGCAAAUUUCUCUCCUGGUUGGCUCGACUGAGGAUGACGUCCGCGCUCGCCGCAAGUCCUUUGGCGUCACCCCGUGGGUCAAGAAGAUCGAUACCCUGGCUGCCGAGUUCCCCGCGGACACCAACUACCUCUACACCACGUACAACGCCACCUCGCACGAUGUGACCUUUGAUGACCACGGCACCAUCAUUCUGGGCAGCGGUGUGUACCGUAUCGGUAGCUCUGUCGAGUUCGAUUGGUGCGCUGUCAACGCUACCCUCUCCCUCCGCAACAUGGGCAAGAAGACCGUUAUGAUCAACUACAACCCGGAGACCUACUCGACCGACUUUGACACUGCCGACAAGCUGUACUUCGAGGAGCUGAGCUAUGAACGUGUGAUGGAUAUCUACGAGCUCGAGGCUGCCAGCGGUGUUGUCGUGUCUGUCGGUGGCCAGCUGCCGCAGAACAUUGCUCUUCGCCUGCAGGAGAAGGGCGGUGCUCACGUUCUCGGCACGAACCCCGAGGACAUCGACAAGGCCGAGGACCGUCACAAGUUCUCCCAGAUCCUGGACAGCAUUGGCGUCGACCAGCCCGCCUGGAAGGAGUUGACCUCCGUUGCUGAGGCCGAGCGAUUUGCCGAGUCUGUUGGAUACCCCGUCCUGGUCCGUCCGAGUUACGUCCUGUCCGGUGCCGCCAUGAACGUCAUCUACAGUGUUGACGAGCUGAAGGAGAAGCUCCUCAACGCUAGCGCUGUCUCCCCGGACCACCCUGUCGUCAUCACCAAGUUCAUCGAGGGUGCUCAGGAGAUUGAUGUUGACGCUGUCGCUUCCAACGGCAAGCUCCUACUGCACGCCGUCAGCGAGCACGUCGAGCCCGCUGGUGUCCAUUCCGGCGACGCCACUCUCGUUCUGCCCCCCGCCAACCUGGAAGAAACCAUCAUGUCCCGCGUGAAGGAGAUCGCCGAGAAGGUCGCCAAGGCCUGGAACAUCACCGGCCCCUUCAACAUGCAGAUCAUCAAGGCCGACCAGGAGGGCGCUGAGGCUCAGCUCAAGGUCAUUGAGUGCAACCUGCGCGCCUCGCGCUCCUUCCCCUUCGUCAGCAAGGUCCUAGGCAAGAACUUCAUCGACGUCGCCACCAAGGCCCUCGUCGGCCGUGAUGUCCCCGAGCCCGUUGACCUCAUGCAGGAGAAGCGCGACUACGUCGCAACCAAGGUGCCGCAAUUCAGCUGGACCCGUCUCGCAGGCGCAGACCCCUUCCUAGGCGUGGAGAUGUCGUCGACCGGCGAAAUCGCCUGUUUCGGCAAGGACCUCGUCGAGGCCUACUGGGCGUCUCUGCAGUCGACCAUGAACUUCCGCAUGCCCGAGCCCGGCGAGGGCAUCUUGCUGGGUGGAGAUAUCAACCAGCCCACCCUCGCCAAGAUUGUCGAGUACCUCCAGCCCCUGGGCUACAAGUUCUUUGCUGCCAGCCCCGAGGUCAAGGAUCACAUCGAAUCAUCCGCUAAGGACGCCGUCACCGUGCAGGUAAUUGAGUUCCCGAAGCAGGAUAAGCGCGCUCUGCGUGAGGUCUUCCAGAAGUAUGAUAUCCGAGGCUGCUUCAACGUUGCCAAGACCCGUGGCAAGACCCUCCUCGACGAGGAUUAUGUUAUGCGCCGGAAUGCUGUUGACUUUGGUGUGCCUCUGUUCAUGGAGCCCAAGACUGCCCUUCUCUUCGCUCAGUGCAUGAACCAGAAACUCCCCCGCCAAGAAGGCACCCCCAGCGAGGUCCGCAGCUGGUCCGAGUUCGUGGGCGGCAAGCUGCUGUAA
Molecule: messenger RNA, 3525 nt
Organism: Penicillium riverlandense
Lineage: Eukaryota; Fungi; Ascomycota; Eurotiomycetes; Eurotiales; Aspergillaceae
Product: carbamoyl-phosphate synthase (glutamine-hydrolyzing) CPA2
Exons: 3
Coding region: 1-3525 (1174 amino acids)
Biological process (GO): L-citrulline biosynthetic process; 'de novo' pyrimidine nucleobase biosynthetic process; UTP biosynthetic process
Cellular component (GO): cytoplasm; cytosol
Molecular function (GO): dihydroorotase activity; metal ion binding; ATP binding
Source: RefSeq, a predicted model, not a curated record